Molecule: messenger RNA, 1043 nt
Organism: Trichobilharzia regenti
Lineage: Eukaryota; Metazoa; Platyhelminthes; Trematoda; Strigeidida; Schistosomatidae
Source: the annotation of a GenBank genome assembly
AUGAAGGGUUGUGUACAGUGCUUGAGAGUGAUAUUAGUGGUCUUUAACUUCCUUGUAGUGCUCAUUGGUUUAGCAGUUCUCGGCUUCUCCGUGUACAUUUAUUUGGAACCGGAAGCUCAGGAUAUUAUAUUAGCAUCAGGACAACAGCAUGUAGUACAAAUAAUGUUAUACGCUUUAAUGGGGAUCGGUGGUAUUACACUGGUUAUCGCGUUGUUUGGUUGUUGUGGUGCAUAUCAUGAAUCACAAUGUCUACUGGGAACCUACUUCACAAUACUUAUUAUGAUAUUUGCAACUCAAGUGACCGGAGCUACAUUGGGUUACAUAUACAGAGAGGAGAUUAUGAAAUAUGUAGAUGAUCGUAUGAGAGAGGGGAUUGAAGAGUAUUCAAUGUUACGUGAUCAACGUGAGAAUCCUAUACCGUUCAUGGAUUCAAUUCAACGUAUGACACACUGAAAAUGUCGGAUAUUGAAUUGUCUCAAGUGGAUAAAUCUUUCUUGUUAAGAUACACAGUAUUCUUUGUCAUCAUUCUCAAUAGAAACUGAAUGCAUAUACAAAAAUAAUAGUUGGCUUUCAGUUCGCAUUCAAAAUGAUUGUAAGAAUAUUUGCAUAACUUGAAGGCUUUUGUCAUCAAUAACAUCAAUAUUCAAGUAUUGGUUUCCAAGGAUUUCUGAUUGGUUUACAGGAAGUCAUCGGCUAGAGAACCAUCGGAAGACCUGGAAGUACUGGACAGCUGUUUCGUUCUAAUUUAAUGAUCUCCAGCACUGAGUACUCUGUAACCAGUGGAGUACAGCAGGUUGGGUGUGAGGACAAAUACUUGCCGCUGACAUUGGCUGGCAACCAGUCACACCAUUUCGUGAACUGAUACAAGUUGUAAUUCACGGACUGGCAAUUGAAUCAGGUUCCAGUGUCUGGAAUGCUUCAUGAGAUCGCCUUGUCACCCUAAGGUCUUGGGUUCGAACCCUGGGUAUGUAUUGAUGAAGAGUCCUAAACCAGAGUGAAACAGCUGUACAGUACUCGCCGCUGGUUUUCCAAUGGUUCUCUAA